AUGGACCCAACAGACCUGCUACCUCUGCUUGAGCAGCUGGAUGAUAAUGUCGAUGAUUUGGAGGGUGUGCUCGAGCCUCUUUUGGCCAGUACCCUCCUCAAAGGCUCAAACAAAUUGCCUGUUAUGGACAAAGCAAAACUUCACGUGUUGAUCACCUACACACUAGAAUCACUAAUCUUCUCUUAUCUGCGGCUUCAUGGCGUGGAUGCGAAGCAGCACCCAGUGUUCCGGGAACUGACCCGUGUGAAGCAGUAUUUUGAAAAGAUCAAGACACUGGAGACCGAGCCGGAGGAACGCCCCAUGACCCUUGAUAAGGCAGCUGCGGGCAGAUUCAUCAAGCAUGGCCUUUCUGGCAAUGAUAAGUAUGACUUGGAACGGGCAGAAAAGCAAGCCAAAGAGCGAGCCCGCGCUCAGUUCAAAGCAGACAUGCUCGCCCGCAAGAGCAUGGAAGCCUCAAAAUCACAAACCAAUAACGACUCUGACGAUGGUGAUUCUGAUGGUGGAGUGGACGUUACAACAGCAGCAGAGCCCCAGGCCGACACAAGCCCACCAGGAAAGACCGAGAAUGAUAGCAAAAAGAAGUCCAAAGGAGAGCACAAAUCAGAAAGCAGCAAGGCAAAGAAGGAGAGGAAAAUCAGUAAGACGACACUGAAAGAACAGAAGAAGGAGCGACGGCUGAAGAAGGAGGAGGCCCGAAAGGUGCGAAAGGCCCAAUGA
Molecule: messenger RNA, 717 nt
Organism: Penicillium egyptiacum
Lineage: Eukaryota; Fungi; Ascomycota; Eurotiomycetes; Eurotiales; Aspergillaceae
Source: the annotation of a GenBank genome assembly